AGGAGGAGUGAGAGGCGACAGAUAGGCGACCCGCUGACAACAUUUGGACACUUUUAAAGUUUGUCGAGACCACCCAGCGACUGUUUGGGUCCUCUUUAUCCCCGCCAUGACACAUUUAAGUGUGCGCGAGCGGUACGAUAAAUGCGUUAUAACGGCCCGGGAGCGGAAGUGAGAGAAGGGGGAAGUUGUUUGGGGAUAUAGGAAAAAUAAACCCCCUAAAAAGUGAUUUUCCUGACUCAAGUUCAAAUCAAAUUUCGUCUUUCUAGAGGAAGGGUGGCCCUGGAGAGCUUGGGGGCAUGGACACCCACGUUAAGGAGGGACAGCUUUAUGUGCAGCAUCAAAAGUUUGGAAAGAAAUGGAAGAAGAACUGGUUUGUCCUCUACCCAGCCAGCCAAAAUGGCAUCGCCCGCCUCGAGUUCUACGAUUCACCCUCGGGCGGAGGGGGUGGCGCCAGCGGAGGCUCGGGAAGCGGGUCCAAUGAGAAAACCAGGAAACUUGACAAGAAGAUCAUCCGCUUGUCUGAGUGCAUUUCCAUCCUGCCGGCACUGACGGAGAGCUGUCCCAAAGAAAACAUGGCAGCUUUCUGCGUAGAGACCAACGACAAGACGCACGUGUUCGCUGCAGAAAAGAACGCCGCCAAGGAUUGGAUGGACACCAUGUGUGACAUCGCAUUUCAGGGAGGAGGCGGCAGCAGCAACUGCACUGCUGCAGACUCAAAUGGAGGAGGCCAGGACCUGCAGAUGUCUGAAAACCUCAUCUACUACUCCAGAGAGGAGGUUAACGAAUUCUGGGUGAGUGUUCAGCGUACCGAGGCGUCAGACCGCUGCGGGCUGGUGGGCAGCUACUGGCUGAAAGCAGAAAACGAUGUCCUAAUCUUGAAGGAGCCAAAGACCAAGAGGAAUGUACUCGUGUGGCCCUACAAGCUGCUGAGGAGAUACGGACGAGACCGGGUGAUGUUUUCAUUCGAGGCAGGCCGCCGCUGUGACUCGGGCCCCGGUAACUUCACUUUCGAGACCAAGCAAGGCAACGAGAUCUUCAUGCUGGUGGACCAGGCCAUCCAGUCGCAGAAGGUACUGGCUGAGGAGCGCCACCUCAGCUGCCCCAGCAACUUUGACCCGGACUGCCCUGCGUCACUGCAGCACAUACGCAACGCUGUUCCAAGUGGCAUAACAGCAGGAAGCGGCGAUAGCAGCAGCUGCAGCAGCCGGGAGGCAGAUGGUGAUUCAGGUGGCAGCAAACCGGGCUCUGCUGACGGUGUGCUCGGGAAGAGAGAGGGUGGAGAUGGAGGAGGAGGAAGGGGGCAAGGAACUGCAGGAGGACUCAAGGGGAGGAGUUUACCAGAGCCACCAGCCAUGUUGGAGGUUUUAGGAGGUGGUGUGGCCCCUCCAAAGUUUCCCAGGGGGCAGGCGGCAGCAAAAGGUCUUCCCUCAGCUGAUGAACAUGCAGGUCUUUACUCUGAGCCAGCAGAUUCAGUCCGCCUGCCUCUGCACAGCACUGACAGCCUCUACUCUGAUCCAGUGGACAGCAUCAAAGGUCAAAGCCAAACCGGCAACCCAUCCACCCCUCCGGUGCCCAACCCACGCCUCCGACCAGUAGGAGACGAGACUUUGGGAAGUGGCAUCCAAGGAGAUCAUCACCAUGGAGGCAGCAACCACAGGAAGCCACCGGACCUGUACUCACACGUGUACGACCGGAUCAGCCUGGAGCUGAGCCAUAAAACGAGCGCGCUGAGUCUAAACGGGGCUACAGGGGGAGGAAGAGGGGUGAACAGUAACAGGCGACCCCCAGGAGGUCAAGCAGAAGGAGCUUUAUCGCCUCCUGCUCCUCAUCUGGAGCACAUAUACGAUGAACCAGAGGGUUGCGCCAAAGGAGGUGCUAGCACGACCACUAGCUCGGGGAUGAGUAUUUAUGAUGAGGCCCGUUUGGAGCCCCACAGCCAGCGGAGACAGGAAGAGGUGGUGGCUCCAUCAGGACUGGAGGGAAAUUACAGCACCCCUUCUCACGGAAAGCCGUUGGACACCCACAGACACUCUCCUCCGCAGCUGGGCCCGAGCCGCGGCACGCCACAACCCCCGGCUCCGAGGUGGCCCAAACCUGUCACCGCGCCCAAACCGGCCAGAAGCGCUUUUGGUCGCAAGGAGCCGGUGCCGCUGCCCCCUGGCAAACACGGAGGUCCUAAUGUGAACAACAACAACAAUAUUUGGCGAGAAGGAGGAGAUAAGGGGAGGGAGCUGUACAGCAGAGUGUCUAAGCAGAAACCUUCAUCUGCUAAUUCGUGGUACAACCAGCACCACCAGGCGCCGCUGAGAUCACCUGAUAUCAUCUAUGACAACUUGGGCGAUAUUUAACAUCCUUUUGUGACAGGAAAUGAAAUGUUUAUCCCCCUUUGUGAAAAGAGCAGAGUGCAGUUUUUGUAGGGACCAAGCGCAUUUCUUCCAUCUGGGGACUGGCAUGAUUAUUUGAGACAGUCGAUUCAUUCGGAGUAGAUUAGCUCACAACUAUGAGAAAACCACAUUACGGCUGCGUUUUGAAACAUGGAGUGCAACUAUUGUAGGGCCACCCUCUGUGUGUGUGUUUGAGAAAGAGAGAGUGAGUGUUUGCAUGGUCAAACCCAUAACUGGAGUACCAAGCCACAGUGUGGUUGGAACCAGCCACUUCACUUGAACACACACACACACAAAAACCGUUUGGAUUUGCCAAAAGGAGCCCGGCCUACAGGCUUCACUUUAACAAGCUGAGAGAGCGGCUUGGCUUGUCUUUUAUAAAAUGUCUGCCGUGCUUAUGAAGUGACUGGGAAACAUGUUUUUGCACUGCUAAGGUUCAGAGUAUCUUUGAGGCUAGGACUGUACCAAAAGGAGCUGAUCUUUUUUUGUUUGUGUUUUCUGGACUGACGUUUCAUCUAAAAUCCCGAUAAAAUGGGGAGACUUACAACAUUUUCAGCCCAGGACACUAAUAUGCGAUGUUGCAUCUUAGGAUCCACUAAAUGGAAAUGCAUUGUUGCUACUGUUCUGGAGGCCACAUGAAAAGUGGGACUUAAAGACUGGGUCUUGGGAACAGACAUAAAUGGGUCAUAAGGAGGUGAAUUACAGAAGAGAUUUCCUGCACAAGAUAAUAUUAUUGAAUCCAUUAUGUUUCUUUGUACAGACAAACUAAAUAUGAAACUAAUCAAUCCCUUGCAAUGUGUCAGUAUGUGUAUGUAUGUUUCAGAAACAGCUGUGCUGUCUGUAAAUAUAACUAUUAAUAAAAAUGGCUUCAAAAAUGUAAAA
Epinephelus moara (kelp grouper) is the source of this 3266-nucleotide messenger RNA. It is a transcript of the gene dok1b, whose product is annotated as docking protein 1b. The record is from RefSeq and is a predicted model, not a curated record. Lineage: Eukaryota; Metazoa; Chordata; Actinopteri; Perciformes; Serranidae. Gene Ontology annotation, biological process: cell surface receptor protein tyrosine kinase signaling pathway; positive regulation of MAPK cascade. The transcript has 5 exons. The coding region runs from base 297 to 2348 and encodes 683 amino acids. Gene Ontology annotation, cellular component: cytoplasm.